Drosophila kikkawai is the source of this 1218-nucleotide messenger RNA. It is a transcript of the gene cmpy, whose product is annotated as crimpy. Gene Ontology annotation, molecular function: insulin-like growth factor binding. Gene Ontology annotation, biological process: regulation of signal transduction; regulation of cell growth. Gene Ontology annotation, cellular component: extracellular region. The record is from RefSeq and is a predicted model, not a curated record. NCBI's taxonomy places the organism in Eukaryota, Metazoa, Arthropoda, Insecta, Diptera, Drosophilidae.
GCAGACAAAAGCGCAUGAAAAAUUCAUAGGAAUUCGGCGGAACCGAAAGUUUAGCGGAAAAGGACUUCUCGACUGUGACUGUGACAGUGACAACAACAAGUAACCGAGGCACUACAGCAUAUAUAGCUAGUCUUAAACGUCUAUCGUUAGGUGUAACGAGUCACCAUGCAAAUUGCCUGCGCUGGCCCCGGACACCGGACCCGCACUCGAACCCGCACCCAGUAUCCUGACCAGGGACAGCAGGACUCGUCCUCGACAUCGUCUUCAUCAUCAUCAUCAUCAUCUUCAGCGCCAUUGAAGGCAGUGGAACGCAUAGUCGGAACGACUGGGGCGCAAUAAAAAUUGCCUAUAAACUGGCAGAACUCUGAGGGGGCUGCCAUGGAAGGACAGGACACAAGGACAAAGACUUGGCCGGGACGAGGAGAGCAGAAGCAGAAGCACAACAAAGCCAAACUUCCGCUCAGGAUGCGCCAGAACGGAAGCUAUUUCGGCCGCCUGAACGUGAGCCUGCUGCUCAUCUACUUGUGGUGCUAUCUGCUCCUGAUAAUGGCAGCAUCUGGCGGCAGCAACCAUGUGGUGAACGGCCUCAAAUGCUAUUGCAAUCCGAAGGAGUGCGACGUAAUCCGCUCGCCCGACUGCCCUGGCAAAGGACUCAUGCUCUGGGAUCCUUGCAAAUGUUGUCGCAUAUGCGCCAAAACUCUGGGCGAAUCCUGCGGCGGCCCGGGCGGAUUUUCCGGUCAAUGUGAGCCGCCCCUGCAGUGUGUGACCAAGCUGCCCAUUAGCAGCGGAUUGGGCGUGUGCAUGGAUUUGCAGCACCUGACCGCCCUGACCUACAGUCAGCAGGAUAAUUGCACCGACAGCGAGUCGAUUGUCCUGCAGCCGGGCUGCGAGAUCACCAACAAGCGAUGCCAGUGCUGGCCCACCAUGAGGACCUGUCUCAGUGAACUGACCAGCGAUGGAGGAUCAGUCAGCGACUCUAGCUGGCAUUUCAAGAACCUAGAGGACUGCCAGUUAAAUUUGCAAAAUCUCAUUAAGCUUGAACUAGAAUUCGAUGAAGACUACAAAAUCUCACCGAGCAAAUUCACAUACAAAAAGCUGCGCAGAAAGCGGAAAUCGUUAAGAAAGCGAAUCAUAAUCUUGAACGAUUGAGGAAUCAAUGUGCCAUUGGAAUUAUCCUCUUUCUCAGCUCUCAACUCAAUAAAACCAAAAGGAAAAUCU